AUGGCCUUGGGCAAACACAAGGGCGUAGAAGCUGGAGUGCACACGAGUGACAAGCACAUCCAGUGGCUCCUGGGGGCAGAUGGCGAAGUCUGGGUCUGGGUCAUGGGAGAAGGCCCUGGAGACAAGCCCUAUGAAGAGAUCUCUGAGGAGCUGAUUGCAGAGAGGGCGCGGCUGCAGGCACAGAGGGAGGCGGAGGAGCUCUGGAGACAGAAGGAGGCAGAGAUCACCAAGAAGUUCCGGGAUGCUCUGGCCAAUGAGAAAGCCCGGAUCCUGGUGGAGAAGUGGAAAGUGGAGAUGGAGGACCGCAAGGCUGCCAAAGUCCUGGAGGAGCGCAUCCAUGAGGAAUUCAAGAGGAAAGAGGAAGAGGAGAAGAAGCGAGGAGAAGAGCAGAUUCGCCUCCAGGAAGAGCAGAGGGCGAAGGAACUCUACUGGACCCUGAAGCAGGCCCAGCUGCAGAGCCACCCCAGUGAGGGGGAGGGGCGCGAGUGGGAAGAACAGCUGCGUCGGUCCAAGGCGGCUGAUGAGGAGAGGAGGCGCCGAGCCCAGCGCGCCCGGGACGAGUACCAGCGCCACUCCCUCCGCGCCAUCCAGAAGGGCACGGUCGCUGGCCUCAGCUCCAGGUUCCGAGAGCUCGGCCAGAGCCACGAGCAGGAGGCGAGACUCUACCACCACCUCCUGGGCCCGGGGCCGCCUUCACCCCUGGCCGUGCCUGGCAGGACUUGGGAGCGGCCCCUGUGUCCCGUCUCCAGAGAAGUCAUAGUCUGCUGGUUCAAGAAGGAGCAGCUGCCUCGCCGAGCGGGCUUUGAGAGGAGCACCAAAGCCAUCGCCCCCUGGUUCCACGGAAUUAUCAGCCGAGAAGAUGCCGAAGAUCUCCUUGAGAAUAUGACUGAGGGUGCAUUUCUGGUCCGGGUCAGUGAGAAAAUCUGGGGUUACACCCUCUCCUACCGCCUGCAGAAAGGGUUCAAGCAUUUUCUUGUGGAUGCCUCUGGGGAUUUUUACAGCUUCUUGGGAGUGGACACCAAUCGCCAUGCAACGCUCACGGAUCUCAUUGAUUUCCACAAGGAGGAAAUUAUCACUGUUUCAGGGGGAGAGUUGCUGCAGGAACCCUGUGGACAGAGGGACAGCCCACCAGACUACCAUCUGUUGUUUGAAUGAUUCUUUUCCCCCUUCUCAAUUGGACUGCGUGGGGCAUCCUGUUUUUGAACUCAAGAACUUCCCAGCUCAAAUCCUUAUGGCCUUCUGGAAGAUCCACCACCAUCCAGAGGGACAAGUAGAUUAGUAUAUUUCAAGGAAUGUGAAAUAUAUGGUGUAUGUGCUGCUGGUUCCUGACCCAGUGCCCAGGACAGAAAUUGCUAAUAGCUGAUGCAACUCUUUCCUGAAAAAUUUAGAUACAACCUCAGAAGAUGAAGCCUUUUUGUCAUGGCUGCCCUAAACUGAAUUCCUAGAAUACAAGGAUGAUGUUUUAAUUAUACAAAUAAUUCCAGUGCCGAACUCUGAAUUUAACAUAUGGUAGACAUUCAAUAAAUGUUUGUUGGAUGACUGCACUUCUUCUGAAAGUUUUCCAACACUCAUCAGCAACGGUUUCUAGUAAGUUAUUUUCUAUUUGUCACUGUUUAUAAAGUCAUGGAGAUUAGAGAAGAAAUAUUGUAAAGGAUUUAUAUGGAAGGCAUAGAUACUGUGUUUUAAAUGAUAUUCAUUGUCACUCUCAUUGAUAUUAUCAUUGGAAUUACCUAAGGCUUCUGAGCCCCAGCUUCCAGAAGAGAUGACUGAUACUGCCCUGCCUUCGUAUUUCCCUCUUCUUCUGCCAUCCCUCCUCUGUCUGGAAUCAUAUCUUGGCCCUGGUUUUGCAAUAUUGAGGCAGUGGUUUCAUGUAUUCCUACAGAUAUGCCUAAGUCCCAGGGGGAAUUAUAAAUUCAAGAAUGGCUUGUAGACAUCUGAUAAGGCCUUUGCUUUCUAGGAUGUGGUCCUGUUUAUGCAGGUUACUCAAAUGAUUACCUCUGCCUUCCUAUUUCUUUUGAUUUUGAUUCUACUGUCCAUUUAUACUAUGUUCUUCAUAUUAACAAGAAGACUCUCCCAGUAACAAUAACUUUCAGCGAUGGUGUCUAUUUGUACAUACUCGUAUUUUACAUUUACGGAUUAUAUAUAUAUAUAGAUAUAUAUUUGUAUAUGGCAUGUUACCAUGGGAUUAUUUUAGGCUCUAGAAUCAAGAAGACUUGGGUUCAAAUCUCACCCUGAAACUGACUAGUAUAAUAAUGCUGGCAGCAUUGUAUUUGGUGGGAGUAAAAGGAUGAAUGGACUCUGUGGCCAUCAAUGAACUGGUUACCUUACUUGAUAGUUGUAUGAAGCAUCUCUUAUGUUCUACUCCACCCCUUGCCUCACCUGUUCCUCAGAUCACCUUGGCCACUUGUUUCACUCCAGUUGCCACCGCUGAAACCAGAUCUGCACGGCUCUCCCACUGUGUUGAUCGGCCAAUGGUGCCUUGCCUCAUAUGGUGCUAUGGGCCUCUCUUCUGUUACUGCAGAGGCAUCAAGGCACCAUGCAGCCAAGGAGAGCCUGGAGGUUAACUCCCCAUGAGGGGAACCUUUGAUCCAUGGGAGACAGAGGAUGGUGAUCAAUUCUUCUCCCUUCCGCUUCCCUGCUGGAGGGACUGUUCUGAGAGGCAGUUCUUCACAUGUAAGACAUAUCAAGACAGUCCUGCAAGACUGAGCAACUAGUCACGAUGAAACUAAGCAGUGGCCAGAUCAGUACCACCCCCUCCUGUGUGUUCUUCCUCCUUCUCUGCUUCACUCCCCUUUCUCCUUCUCCUACUCCCCUGGGACUACGCUCCUAAGUGAAGCAGCAGCACAUAAGCAUCUGCUGCAGGCUCAGCCUUUUGGGGAAGCCAGGGUAAGAACCCGUCAUACAAACGUGCUCAAUACUAUCAAAUUUGCAUGCUGACUCCAUGUCCUCCCUCCUAUCUACCUGCCUCACAGGGCACCUGAAUGAAUGCAAUAAAAUGAUGGAGGGAACCUGCUUUCUGAACUGUAAAGUGCUUAAAAACCUGAUUAUUAUUAUUAUUAUUAAAAUUACCUUCUUUCCAUUAGACUCAGAGGAAUCAAAUUAGAGUUUUGGCUGCUACUUACCAACCAUGUGACUUUGUUCAUGUUAUUUAACCUCACUAAAGUUCAAUAUAACUGAGAAGAGAAUUUUCUAUAUCGCCAUCACUAGGCCUUUUGGCAGGUCAGUUACAUGAUAAAUACGAAAGCUCUGUCAAAUGGAGGGUAUUGCUGAUGACAAACGCUUUAACAGCAGCAACAGUUUCAUGCUUAGCAGGGACGUGUCGGGGGAUACGAUGUGAUGAUUUUCAAGGUGUUAGAAGAAACUAACAAGAAGAAAGUUCUCACUCCAAAGCAGCUUUGAAAGUAGACCAAGAUGGGUUGAGAACCUGAUUCCGCAAGCUGUUGUUCCUGUCACCCCUAAUUAACAUGUGAGAGACAACAGCUGAGUUUUCCAUGCCUAAUACAUUUAUUUCCUUUUAUUUGGGGCCUGCACCUCCUGCACGUCUCAUAGAUUUUAGGUUUUACCUGGCUUUAAAAUAAAUUCCUUGUAAGUUGUCCUGCAAAUGAAAUUACUGUCUGGAAAACUGCAAUCUCAUCUUGAGAGUUUUAUUAUGCUAAUAAAUGUCAGGAU
Messenger RNA from Physeter macrocephalus (sperm whale), 3669 nucleotides. It is a transcript of the gene SH2D4B, whose product is annotated as SH2 domain containing 4B. Gene Ontology annotation, cellular component: cytoplasm. The transcript has 8 exons. Bases 1 to 1155 code for a protein of 384 amino acids. The record is from RefSeq and is a predicted model, not a curated record. NCBI's taxonomy places the organism in Eukaryota, Metazoa, Chordata, Mammalia, Artiodactyla, Physeteridae.